AUGUCCUCUUCCCAGCCAUUCCACUCCUCACCGAUUCACGCUACGACACGCCGCAGCAAAUUCACAUACAAGCACCUCUCGACCCUGUCGCACUCCUCUCCGACGUGUCCGCUGCGCGUCAUCGCGCACAUCGAUCUCGAUGCAUUUUACGCGCAAUGUGAAAUGGUACGCCUGGACAUCCCACGAGACCAGCCCUUAGCUGUCCAACAAUGGCAAGGUCUCAUCGCCAUCAACUACCCAGCUCGAGCAUACGGCCUCAAUCGCCAUGUCACCAUCACGGACGCCAAAGAAAAGUGCCCAGAUAUCAUAUGUCAGCAUGUAGCGACUUGGAAAGAAGGAGAUGCGAAGUGGAGUUAUUCGGAAGAUGCCUGGAAGGAGAUUGCAGUGCGGAAAGUCAGUUUGGAUCCUUAUCGGAUCGAGAGUCGGAAGAUUUUGGCGUUGAUUAAGGAUAUGUUGCCGAAAGACACGCAGAGGGUGGAGAAGGCUAGUAUUGAUGAGGUGUUUUUGGAUCUUUCGGCUCAAGUGCAUGCGAUUUUGCUGGRAAGGUUUCCGGAGUUGAAGGGACCUCCUCCUUAUGAUGAUCCCUCGGAACCGCUUCCCAGACCGCCUACGACUGCUUUGGAUUGGAAGGCGGAUGCUUUGGUCGAUUUGGAUAUGGGGCAGGUGGAGGAGGAUGAUCCUGAUUGGGAUGAUAUUGUCAUGUUGGUUGCGAGUGAGAUUGUGAGGGAUGUGAGGGCGAAGAUUUGGGAGGAGUUGCACUAUACUUGCUCGGCGGGUUUGAGUCGGAACAAGAUGAUUGCGAAGUUGGGGUCUGCGCAUAAAAAGCCUAAUGCGCAGACUGUGGUGAGGAAUCGAGCCGUGGGGCAUUUCAUGAGCGGAUUCAAGUUUACGAAGAUUCGGAAUUUGGGUGGGAAGUUGGGUGAUGAGGUUGUUGCGGCUUUCAACACGGACACUGUUUCUGACCUCUUGCUUGUUCCUAUCGAACAGCUGAAAAAACAGAUGGGGGAUGAGACGGGCUCGUGGCUAUACUCCAUCAUUCGGGGGGAAGACAACAGCGAGGUCAAUCCUAGGACGCAGAUCAAGAGUAUGCUGUCUGCAAAGUCUUUCCGACCGAGCAUCAAUAGUUUUGAGGUAGCUUGUCGAUGGCUACGAAUCUUCGUCGCGGAUAUCUUUGGGAGGUUGGUGGAGGAGGGUGUAUUGGAUAACAAGCGACGACCGAAGACCCUUACGAUACAUCAUCGGCAGGGAGCACAGACGAGGAGUAAACAGGCUCCGAUUCCUAUGGGAAAAAACAUCACAGAGGAGGGACUAUUUGAUGCAGCGAAGAACCUAUUGGCGGGUGUCGUGGUCGAUGGGAGAGCAUGGCCUUGUGCAAACCUGAGUCUGGCUGUAGGUGGAUUUGAGGAUGGUGUUCAGGGUAAUCUUGGAAUUGGAGGUUUCCUCGUGAGAGGAGAGACGGCCAAAGCAGUGAAUGCCGCUGCUACCAGAGGCGACGGUGGCGAGGGGCCUGCAAGGAAGAAGAGGAGGAUCAAAGUCGGUGGCAUCCCAACUUUCUUCGGAUCUAGGCAGRACCCGCAUCCGGAGGACAGUUCAAGCGAGCAGGAAACACAGGCUGAGCAAGACGGAGAAGAACUCGAGGAGCGUGACGAUGAUACACUUCCCACAUCUGGGCAGUACGACGUGACUCCCCCACCCAUCGAGCAAUCGGACCCCACGGAUAACGAAGAGGCGCCGUAUACCUGUCCUCGCUGCAAGAAGCAGAUCGCUGAAACAGAGAGGCCGGAGCAUGAGGACUUCCACUUCGCCCAGGAUUUACAGAAGGAAAGCCAGACUCCGCCGAAACCACCGCCGCCGAAGAGUGCUCUUGCGAGCGCGGGUGCUGGGUCUGUGAAUAAGGCGAAGGGUAAAGGGAGGGGAAGGCCUCCUAGUAAUGGGGUUGGUGGGCCAGAGAAGGGACAGAGGAGGUUGGCUUUUGGGUAG
This is a messenger RNA of Ramularia collo-cygni, 1980 nucleotides long. Its product is annotated as probable DNA polymerase kappa. NCBI's taxonomy places the organism in Eukaryota, Fungi, Ascomycota, Dothideomycetes, Mycosphaerellales, Mycosphaerellaceae. Gene Ontology annotation, biological process: error-prone translesion synthesis; response to radiation. Gene Ontology annotation, molecular function: damaged DNA binding; DNA-directed DNA polymerase activity. The transcript has a single exon. The coding region runs from base 1 to 1980 and encodes 659 amino acids. Gene Ontology annotation, cellular component: nucleus; replication fork; site of double-strand break. The record is from RefSeq and is a predicted model, not a curated record.